Molecule: messenger RNA, 828 nt
Organism: Mesorhabditis spiculigera
Lineage: Eukaryota; Metazoa; Nematoda; Chromadorea; Rhabditida; Rhabditidae
Source: the annotation of a GenBank genome assembly
AUGAGUGGGGCAACGCUGGAUGCUGAGGAAGCUUUCUGGGCAACGUUUUGCCGGGAUCGGUUGGCGCCUAUCUUCGUGAAGAGCCUACUCUGCCCCUUGUACCAUAUCCUGAUUGUUGAAUAUCGGAAUAAGACGACAGGGCUCUACCCAACCAUUGAAGCCGCCCUGGAGCUGAUCACCGAUGGAAAAAGUCACCUCUGCUCCCACAAGGGCAUCCAUUCCCCACUCGGCCUGGCAGAUACGGAAGGCGAAAAAGUUGAGAAAUGGGCAGACCUCGAGUCAAAGUCCUGCCUGGCGCUGCAAACCCACGAAAAGCAUCUGUUCAUGGGAUGCGCAUUUGGGACUUCAGACGACCGAGCCCCCUUCCAUCUACUGCCCAACUCGGACAAGGACUCGCUCAUCGACUUGUUAUUGGGUUCCCUCCCCGUCAACCCGAUCACCCCCAAAAAAGAUGGCGAGAUGCAAUGCGCCCUCUACUCGUUCCAGUACAAGGAACAACUUGUAAUUCAGGAUCGCAUCUGCUGCUGGGGCGCCGAGUGCGUGACCAUCUACUAUGAUCAGCCCGGCUCGAACCCGUGGCCCGUGAUCCGGCACGUCGUCCCACCCGCCUGGGUCGGAUUCGAGUGCAAGCCGACCGAGGUGAAGCGCAUCAAGCUGAGGUACAAAUCCAACUCGCGGCUCGCCAACAAGCAGUACGAGCUGGACGCGCCGGACGAAGGGCCCGACUACGAACUCCUUGCCCUGCUGGCCCUGGUGGGCAUCCUCUUCGCGCUGGCCGUGGUCGUCGUGUUUGCCGGCUUUCUGCUCUGGUUCUGGGCCAGCACGCUG